Molecule: messenger RNA, 237 nt
Organism: Macrosiphum euphorbiae (potato aphid)
Lineage: Eukaryota; Metazoa; Arthropoda; Insecta; Hemiptera; Aphididae
Source: the annotation of a GenBank genome assembly
AUGGCAGAUUGGAUCAGCGUGUGGCCAGGAAUUUCUAUCGGGGGUAUUUUAAUACAACUUGUUCACAUAUCUAAUAUAUUUUUAGAUUAUAUGGCCGAGCUCAUAGCAUUUGCGGACGAUGUGGCCGUAGUAACAUUGUCAGCCAUCCCUUCUACACCCGAAGAGAGUUUGGGGGUAGCCUUCAGUUUCAUCAGUAACUGGAUGUCGGACCACGGUUUUGAACUCUCAGUGGUUUAA